Molecule: messenger RNA, 3594 nt
Organism: Pseudoliparis swirei
Lineage: Eukaryota; Metazoa; Chordata; Actinopteri; Perciformes; Liparidae
Gene: ppp3ca
Product: protein phosphatase 3, catalytic subunit, alpha isozyme
Exons: 13
Coding region: 182-1837 (551 amino acids)
Biological process (GO): calcineurin-NFAT signaling cascade
Cellular component (GO): cytosol; calcineurin complex; cytoplasm
Molecular function (GO): calmodulin binding; calmodulin-dependent protein phosphatase activity
Source: RefSeq, a predicted model, not a curated record
GGGAGCAGCAGCAGUCCAUAUACCCGCCGCGCAGCACCGACGCACGGACGGGGGCGCAUCAUCCAAGUGAUGCCACAGCAUCAGCCGCAUCUCCACAACACACACUGAGAGUAAAGACCCCCCCACCGGGCAGGAGGGAGAGAGAAAUACCCCGCUUCAGCCUCGAAGACAGUCCCUGUCCAUGAAGAUGUCUAACGCUGACAUCGUCUUAACCGCCACGGAUCGGAUGGUGAAAUCUGUCCCCUUCCCGCUGAGCCACCGCCUCACGUUGAAGGAAGUGUUCGACUGCGAGGGGAAGCCGCGGGUGGACCUCCUGAAAGCCCACCUCACCAAGGAGGGCCGCGUGGAGGAAGCCGUGGCGCUCCGGAUCGUCAACGAGGGCGCCGCCAUCCUACGCCAGGAGAAAACCAUACUGGACAUCGAGGCACCGGUCACAGUGUGCGGUGAUAUCCAUGGGCAGUUCUUUGACCUCAUGAAGCUGUUUGAAGUGGGAGGAUCACCGGCUACGACGCGCUACCUGUUCCUCGGGGACUACGUGGACCGUGGCUACUUCAGUAUUGAGUGUGUUUUAUACCUCUGGUCGCUGAAAAUCCUCUAUCCAAAGACUCUAUUUUUACUUCGUGGAAAUCAUGAAUGUAGACAUUUGACAGAAUAUUUCACCUUCAAACAAGAAUGUAAAAUCAAGUACUCGGAGCAGGUGUACGACUCGUGUAUGGACGCGUUCGACUGCCUCCCCCUGGCCGCGCUCAUGAAUCAGCAGUUUCUGUGCGUCCACGGCGGCCUCUCACCUGAAAUACACACCUUAGACGACAUUAAAAAGUUGGAUCGGUUCAAGGAGCCGCCGGCCUUCGGGCCCAUGUGCGACCUGCUGUGGGCCGACCCUCUGGAGGAUUUCGGCAACGAGAAAACCCAAGAGUACUUCAGCCACAACACGGUGCGAGGCUGCUCCUACUUCUACAGUUACCCGGCCGUGUGCGAGUUCCUGCAGAGCAACAACCUCUUAUCCAUUAUUCGAGCUCAUGAAGCACAAGAUGCAGGGUAUGUCGUCCCCACAGGACACAGACGCACAACAAUACACACUUUACACAAUAACACACGGUCUGUCUGUCUCCGCCUCCGAAGGUACCGGAUGUACCGCAAAAGUCAGACCACCGGCUUCCCGUCCCUCAUCACCAUCUUCUCAGCGCCCAACUACCUGGACGUCUACAACAACAAAGCUGCAGUUCUGAAAUAUGAGAACAACGUGAUGAACAUCCGACAGUUCAACUGCUCCCCUCAUCCCUACUGGCUGCCCAACUUCAUGGACGUGUUCACCUGGUCUCUGCCCUUCGUCGGGGAGAAAGUCACAGAAAUGCUGGUGAACGUGCUGAGCAUCUGCUCCGAUGACGAGCUCAUGAUAAAUGAGGAAGAGGAGAUAUUUGAUGCCAAUGCAGCUGCAGCUCGCAAGGAGGUGAUCAAGAACAAGAUCCGCGCGAUCGGGAAAAUGGCCAAAAUGUUUUCCGUCCUCAGAGAGGAGAGUGAGAAUGUGUUGACGCUCAAAGGCCUGACGCCCACUGGCAUGCUGCCGAGCGGGGUCCUCUCCGGAGGCAAGCAGACGCUGCAGAGUGCCACCAUUGAAGCCAUUGAAGCCAUCGAGACGACCGAUGAGGAUAGAGAAGCCAUCCGUGGGUUCUCCCCGCAGCACAAGAUCGCCAGCUUUGCCGAGGCCAAGGGCCUCGACCGCAUCAACGAGCGCAUGCCGCCCCGCAAGGACGGGGUGAACCACGUGGGUCACUCCAUGGGCAAGAUGAACAUGUCGGAGGCGAACGGCACGGACGACAACAGCAACGUCCAGUGAUGCGCCGUCUCCGAGCCUCAGAACACCCGUGCAGCUGUUUUGCGCCGUGCAGCAAAGACUUUUGCCCGAGAUCGUGAAAAUUCAAGGCCUCACGAACAUAGAAAUAAAACCACGGCCCCCCCGCCCCCCCCCCCACCCCCCCCACCGCAGCAGACGGAACGUGAGGAAAUAAUCUGCAGCAAAAACUAAACAAACAAAAAAAUACAAAAAAGCGGGCGGGAAAAAAAAUGUUUUGUUUUUUUCAUCGCACAGGGAUGGGGAGGAAAGGGGGAGGAGCUGGGGGAGGAGCUUUGGGUUCACAGCGGAGGUCAGGGAGGUGGAGAGGCCUAGAAGGGCUGCAACUUGACUGAAGUGUGUGCGUGAGAGUCGUUGCCGCCUGCUGUGUGUCGGUCCGGUCGCAGGCUGUUCGGGCGUUGCGUUGUUCUGAGUGCUGACACCUGUCUGCUUCUUCACCACGGGGGGGGGGGGGGGCAUUACUGCAGUAUCCAUGGCACACCAAACCAUGUUAUACUGUUUUAUAAAAUGUUUAUUAUAUAUAUAUAUAUAAUAUAUAUAUAUAUUUGAAUAUUAAUAUCUAUAUAUAUAUAUAUAUAUAUAUAUCACUCACAAUUUCACUUCAUGGGCAGGGGGGGAAAUAAUCUCGUUUGCCCUCCCAGGUUUUGUAUUAAAAAGUCACGCCACUUGAAAGAAAGAAAAAGAAGAAAAAAAGCUAAAUGCGAACCUCUUAAAACUUGCAGAGCAAUCUUACCGGUGACGUUUUAUUUAUUAUUUAUUUAUUUACCUCGAGGUAAGAUGCUAUCAUCCUGCAGGGGUCUCUUUUCCUCUCCUCCCCACACUAUCAGUCAUCUCCUAGCCAGAAGUAACUCGGAGGGGACGAGGAAAGAAAAGGGAGGGGGUGAAAAGAGCAUAUUUUGGGGUGAAAUUGUGGGUACUAUUUUAAUCACAUAUUAAAGAUUCAUUCAGAAGGUUUGAAAACGGCACCAAAAAAAAGAAUGAGCAUGAGGAUGCAACGUUUUUUUAUAUAUUUUCAUCCGGAUCAUCCUUAAAUGAAUUAGUUCUUCCUCUCAAUUAAACCGUUUUAAGAAAAGCAUGGCAUUUUUAAUCGAGCUAUAAUCUCACACACUUUUCUGGAAAGUAUAUACACUUGAAACAUCCUUCACCUGAAGGAGUCUUGUCUCUCAUCUCCUCUGCUUCGCUAUGAUGCAACAAAGCGGCGUUAACACACGUCUCUGGACCACACAGGGGGAAAAAGAAGAAGUCAUUUUGAACUUUUUUGGGACGUGUCGUGCUGUGUCGCACACACACACACACACUUCCUGCUUAUGUAUCACCUGCUUGUCGCUCCAGUAAAAGAACACAUCAUCGCCCUUUUAGUUAUUGCACAAUUUGCCCUGCUGGGAAUUCUACGAGCCAAACAAAGUACUAUUUCACAGGGAAAUUCUACAAAUUUGUGAAUGCAUAUAUUUGAAAUAUUUAUUAUUUAGCAACAAAACACACCGCUGUGUCAUUUUGAAUAAGCAUGCAUCGAGAAUUUUUUUAAAGAAAUGUGAAGAUUGUAUCCAAAGCAGAGUUUUAAUUCAUUAAUGCUUAUUUUGAGGUAUAAAUGUGAUUUUUUUUCUCACUGAAAUUGAUCUUGGAUUAGUUCAAAGCCGCCAGAGGUCACUCCUUCAUUAAAUCUGAGCGCGGUUGCGUUUAUUAAUCCGCCCAUAUUGCAUCAAUGUGUGUACAUCGCAUAUAAAUUCUUGUUUUUCAAUCUU